This is a messenger RNA of Purpureocillium takamizusanense, 1090 nucleotides long. Its product is annotated as Microsomal epoxide hydrolase. The record is from RefSeq and is a predicted model, not a curated record. Lineage: Eukaryota; Fungi; Ascomycota; Sordariomycetes; Hypocreales; Ophiocordycipitaceae. The transcript has 2 exons. The coding region runs from base 67 to 1002 and encodes 311 amino acids.
CUUGUUGACUGCAUCAACCCGCACGCGAUGGCAUCAUAGCGUCUCUUUCAUUCAAGGUCCCAGCAGAUGUCACUGUUUAGUCUCGAAGACCCGUCAGUGGACCAGAUUCUGGAGGCCAUAGACGACGAGAUGGCAGCGACUCGGAAUCAGCCCAAGGUCCUGUUGUUUGACAUUGGCGGCGUCUGUGUCGUGUCUCCUUUUCAAGCCAUCUUGGACUACGAGCUCAGCCUGGGCGUGCCUCCGGGAUGGGUCAACUUCUCCAUCUCCAAGUCAAAACCCAAUGGCUUCUGGCACCGCUUGGAGAGGGGCGACAUCCCCGUAGACCAAGCCUUUUACGACGGCUUCAACCGUGACCUUCACAAUGCCAAACUCUGGAAGGAAUUCUACCAGAGGGAGAGGUCCAAGAACCCCAAGCUAUCGGCGGACCUGCCUCCGCUUCCCAGCCUUGAUGGCGAGUUUCUGUUUGACGAGAUGAUGACCAAGUCGCACGCCCCGGACCCGUGGAUGUGGCCGGCGCUGCAGAAGCUCAAGGAGAGCGGACGGUACCUGCUCGGCGCGCUGAGCAACACCAUCAUAUUCCCGCCAGGCCAUAAGCUACACUCGGAGGACUACUUCAAGGACCCGCUGCGGCAGAUGUUUGACGUGUUCAUCUCGUCGGCACACGUCGGCGUCCGCAAGCCCGACCCCAAGAUGUACCAGCUUGCCGUCGCGACGCUGGACAAAUUUGCAAGGGAGAAUGCCGUCUCCCCGCGCGGCAGGCAGCUCGGGUGGGCUGACGGCAUCACGGCGGGCGACGUGCUGUUCUUUGACGACAUCGGCGAGAACCUGAGAGAGGCCAAGGCGCAGGGGUUCAACACGGUCAAGGUGCCUCUCGGCAGGGCGUACGAGGCGGUUGAGGAGUUGGAGAAGGUCACGGGCCUAAAGCUGGAGGGAGAUCACCCCAAGAUCCCGAUUAAGCCGAGACUAUCACCGCCGCUGCCGCCGCCCAAGGCCAGGAUAUGAUUGACGUCUUUUUUGUGGCCAUGGAUGCCACCACGAUACUUAACUUAGACCUUGCGCGCAACAUAGACGUACAGGAUGUCACAGACCU